Messenger RNA from Danaus chrysippus (African queen), 1425 nucleotides. Lineage: Eukaryota; Metazoa; Arthropoda; Insecta; Lepidoptera; Nymphalidae. The record is from the annotation of a GenBank genome assembly.
AUGCAUUUUUCUAUUCCUGAUUUACAACAAUUUCGCGAUGACAAUGGAAUCACUUACACAGGCUACAAUGUCUACAUCGAUGGAUUCUUUCACUGCACGGCUCGAUACAAACAGCUGCUUAGCCUUCACGAACAACUGCAAGCUCAAUAUCCGCACUUUAAGUUACCACAGUUUCCACCUAAGAAAUUAUUUUUAACUAACUCUCAGCUGGAAGAAAGAAGGAUUUUGUUAGAAAAAUACAUUCAAUUAAUUGGACAGAAUCCUGUGUUUGCAAAUUCUGGUAUACUCAUAACAUUCCUAUUCUCUGCUCAACAAGAAACUCAUUCUGUGAGAGUGCAUGUUGUGGACAUAGAGGUGUCACUUAUGAAUGGUUACAGAAUACCACUGUCGGUAUCCUCAACAGAUAGCUCUAGUACAGUCUUAGACAUAGCGUGCAACUAUGUUAACCUGUCAAAAGAUCUGACCAAAUAUUUCUCAUUAUAUCUCUUUAAUUGGAGCUGUGCUAAAGACAGACAGCCAUGUAUCAAGAAAUUAGAAGAAUAUGAAUCUCCGUACAUUUCCCAGAAGUAUGUGAGGCCGGAAGACAAAAUUGUUUUACGGAAAAGUUACUGGGAUCCAUGUUACGACCUAGAUUUAAUGAUAGACAGGGUUUCACUAGAUUUAUUAUAUCUCCAACUAAUUGAAGAACUGGAUCUUGGUUGGAUGGUAGCUGACCAGGACGCAAGGGAAAUUUUAUCGGAUCACGAAGCUAAGAAACAAAAGAGAGAGUACAUAGAAAUGGCCCGUACGUUGAGGCACUACGGUAGUGUUCCCGCCGGGGAGGCGAUCACUGACGCUAUAAACGUCGGUGAUAGUAAUGGUUCUAUCCGCGUGAGAGUGUCCUUGGCGUCCAAGGAACUGACCCUCACCAGUCUUGACACGAGACACGAACAGAGGUACAAAGUAACAAGGAUGAGAUGCUGGAGAAUAACUACCUUACAUACCGUGAUACGAAUCACCGACGAUAGUACUCCUUUUAUUAUAGACGAGCCCAGUAAAAACUUCGAGCUCUCCUUCGAAUAUCUGAUAAGCAAAGACAAUCUAGUUUGGGUGACGCUUAGAACGGAACACGCUAUAUUCAUAAGCGUCUGUUUGCAGUCAAUCGUUGAGGAGCUGAUGCGUCAGAAGAACGGUGAAGGUCCUAAGUCCCCUCGUUGUAAACGGGCGAGCCUCACUUAUUUGCGACGUGAUGGUUCAACACAUCUCAUAACACCGUCUUCAUCGAGCGAUACACUCAGCUCUGCAAAUGGCGAUUCAUCCGGCAGUUCGAGGGAAUUGUUUUCAGUACAAAAGCUAACAGAAAAAUUCGCAUCUGUAGCCUUCAAGACGGGCAGAGAUUGUGUUGAAAACAACGCGUUCGAGGCCAUCGGUGAUGAGGAACUAUAA